Messenger RNA from Marasmius oreades (fairy-ring Marasmius), 3071 nucleotides. RefSeq lists its product as uncharacterized. Bases 125 to 2740 code for a protein of 871 amino acids. The transcript has 6 exons. The record is from RefSeq and is a predicted model, not a curated record. NCBI's taxonomy places the organism in Eukaryota, Fungi, Basidiomycota, Agaricomycetes, Agaricales, Marasmiaceae.
AUCGCGUCACAGUCACUUUUGUUUCACCUUCUACCUUCACCGCCGACCACUAAAAACGAAUUGGUCUCACUGUCGGUGUCAAAGUUACAAGUUGAUAGUGACGCUGCUUGGGGUGAUUCUGUUCAUGGAACACAAACGUAAGGCGCAGGGCGAGGGGCAGGUCAAGGGACAAGACAAGGCGGGGGACGUCGACGACGGGACCAGCACCAGUAACGAACAGCCGCCACCGAAACGUGCUCGCCCGACAUCAGUACCAUCCGAACUACCUGAUGUUAAUGGCAUCAUCCUCACAGAGUUUGUCGAGAGAUAUCUUCCCAAGACGUGCUCCAACGAUGCAGACAAGGUUUAUAUCCUCUAUAAGCUCGUUAAUGAACUCUGCGGGAACUCCCGGUGGAAGAACGUCCUUAACCUUAAAUUCACAGAUCUGAGGUACUGCGAGAACGCUGUUACAAACGAUGCCGAGUUGGGGAACAUUGUCGGCGAUUGUUUCAAGACGAGCGAUUGGAAAGCACUCUUCGAGGAUCCAAGAUUGCGACGUCGACUUUCAAGUAGUGGCGAUAUAACAAAGUAUUUCAAAGAAGCAUUUGAGACGGAUUACUGUACCCCACGCCCCGAUAUUCUUCUACGUAUCAUGGACACAUACAAUAUACACACGGAAUACUAUAAUCGCUCGUUCCCUGUUGUCCAGUCGUCGGGGAUGGGCAAAUCGCGCCUGAUGGAUCACUCUGCCACACUUCGGUUUACGAUUCCUUUCGUCAUCCAUGAAGAGAUGGACUUCGGUGCAGAGACUUACCCUCCGUUUGACCACCAAGUUCGCGAGUUUCUCACGACAGGAUUCGAGUACGACGUGGAUACCGUGACACGACCUCUUGUCUUCUUGCAAGCUCUGUUUAGCGAAACGGUCGCCGAACUCCAAUCAUAUAAAAAAGGAACGCCACAAGAGAUUGCUGGUAAAUGGUACGAGUGGAUGAAGGACGGGUCGACUGUAGAUAGCGUGGGUACAAACAGAACUAUGUUCUAUGACCGAGUGGUAGAAAAGGCUCGAGAGUUGAAACGUUCAAAGCCCGCGAAUCACCAGGAGCUUCUUAAACGUCGUGCAGAAGCUUUGAUCACCGUAGUUAAAUCAUUCGUCAAUCGUUUAGAGGAGCUUUACGACAGGAGAGCUGAAUUCUCUGCGAUUGUCUACUUUGACGAAGCCCACACGUUGUUUUCAACGUCGAAUGGACCACAUAACCGCACCCCUUACUACGCUUUGAUGCGCGUCUUGCACAUAAUUUCCAACGAGCGGAUCUUCUUUGUUUUCCUGUCCACAGACCCUAUCCUUAUACGGUCCACGGACUUCAAACCCCCAACUGUCGCAAAGGCUGCAUGGUACCCAUCCAUUCGAGUCCAAAAAAGUAACGAACUUAUCCCGCCCUUCUUCGAGCUUCCAUUUAAUGCCUUUUGUCGAGGGUUCACAACACAGGCAAAGGAGGAAGGAAAGUUGACGCUUGUAGGAGUUUGCGAGCUGGGACAAAUGGCCAAGUUUGGUCGCUCGAUGUGGUACGCUUAUUGUCAGAGCCUCCCGAAGGCAGAGAAAGGCAAAACGAUUGAUCUGGCAGUGACGAAAUUGCGAGGUGGUGCCUCCGAGUCAUCCUCUGGACAUCAUGCAGAUCUGGCGGCACUUGAUUUACGAGUUCAUAUUGAGUUUGAUGGCCUUCAAAGGCUCUCGCGCACAACACAGGACGAACUUGUGAAAUCGCAUAUGCGAUGCGUCUGCAACAUUCCUGGAGACCGAGAAUACGUUGAAACCGCGUAUCUAUCUGAGCCAGUGCUGUCGGAAGCAGCAGGACGCAUCCUCAAUUCCGACGUGUCAAUUGUCGAUAAGGCCCCGGAUAUACUUGAGGAUGCUUUGAAAACUGGGUUGCUCGCGCAGGAGGAACGUAGGCAACUCGUCGCUCGAACUCUUCUGACCGUCGCACACGACGAGGCUGCUAAGCUCGAUUCAAGUUCGACAUUUGAACUGCUGUACCAUCGGCCAAUCCGACUAGUGGUGUUUUUGGAGAAGCUUCUCGCACCCGAAAUCUGGGAAUCGGUCCGCCACGCCACCCCUGUCCACGCAUACAAGGAUGAUCCCGAACUCGAAGUCGCCUUUGCCAACACCUGGCUAAACUUUUCCCAUUUCGUCCGCCUUGGCGACCCCGAAUUGUUCAAUCUGCAGUUUGCAUCCGAACUGCUCAAGCGAGGGGCGGCGAUGCAAACCUACAAUCAGCAAAACCAGGACGUUGGAAUACCACUCCAUAACGGGGAUCCAACCUCGAUGAUUUCUCUAGAACGAACAAGCAUGGCUCAAAUCAAAGUGCUGAAUAUCCCGCAACGCAUAGCUGUAUCUCCAAACCCGAGUCUGAUUGGAGAGUGUCACGACGAUUUGCCGAUCCUGUCUGUUUCCAUGCAGCUCGGGGUGGAGAAGUUCGGAGUCGAGAUUAUGACAACGCAAAUAGACACCGACACACCCUCUGCCAAUACACCCUCUAGCGCGAGCACUGCUCCGGUUGAUAUUGAACGACGCCAUUAUUCUAUCGUGCUCUAUGGCUGUACUGCGGACACGUACUCCUGCGUCGGUAAUCACGAGUCAAAGUAUCAGAAGCUCCUUCAAAAGCCAAAUUGUUUCGACGACUACUCAAGGAGGCAUAACCCAGAUCUUCUCGAUGCAGUUCGCAAAUUGGCGUCGGAAUUGAACGACAUCGUUUGGCGGAAUUGAUGAAUGUUGACAUUUCUACUUGCGUUGCAUUUGCUUUGAACAGAGACUUGCCAUAUGGUGAAGAGAAGGACAACCUAAAGAGAGUGCCCACGUCGUGGGGAGGCAAGGGAUAAGUUGGCGACGGAUCCUUGGUAAGGAUCUCACUCUGUGGUCAAUGGUAGCACGAGGCCGAUGUCCUCAGUUUGACUCCCUUCAAGGCUAGAUUGUUUUUUUUUUGUUCCAGUUUUCUGCCGGUUUUUUGUCACUUAAAGCAUGUGGGUCAGCGGCCAGCACUUCUGCGGGAUAGAACUACAAUUAAAAUUUCGAAAAAGUACAUGGGGGUUUCAGAAAG